Molecule: messenger RNA, 2405 nt
Organism: Corticium candelabrum
Lineage: Eukaryota; Metazoa; Porifera; Homoscleromorpha; Homosclerophorida; Plakinidae
Exons: 17
Coding region: 118-2163 (681 amino acids)
Biological process (GO): cytoskeleton organization; negative regulation of transcription by RNA polymerase II
Cellular component (GO): nucleus
Molecular function (GO): NAD+ binding; actin binding; transcription corepressor activity
Source: RefSeq, a predicted model, not a curated record
CACUACAACCGGGGGCUCGUAUAAAUUGGACAGCAUAAAGGAAUGACGAAGGUGGAGAGUCUAUAAAGGCACAGGACAGGACAGAACGAUACUCACUGCACCAAGUCCAAGAGAGCUAUGUCAAGCAUCUUUAGCCGUUCGAAGCAACUGCUGGAAGAAAGGGUCGGAGAGCAACUUGUGGUGAGCGCCAAGAAGAAUGAAGUCGUCUAUUUGUACAAGUGCCGUCAGUGCACCGUGACGUUGCCGGACAAAACUGCAAAACUCAUUGUUGAUAGCUGUGAUGAAGUGGAGAUUUUGCUAAAUGAUGGUUUAAUGUCUGGGACUGUUGAUGUAAUGAAAAGCAGUCAUACUAGAUUGAUAGUAGCUCCUGGCAUGAGUUUGCCGACUCUUACUAUUGAAUCGUGUGAUGACUUUCGAUUGGUGUUAAGGAAUGUGAGAACUCAGAUGAAAGCAAUCUAUCUGCUCAAUACAAAGAAUGUCAAAGUCGUGUGUCGUUCUGCAUCAGAGGCAUCAUAUUCUCUUGACCUUCCCGCAGGAAGCGACCCAAGUCAGCAGUUUGUGUCUUGCUGGGCUGGAGACAAAUUUACCGUUGAUGCUGUAGUCAGAGAGGGGGUUGGAUAUCCAACAACCGCAGCAAAGAAGGAAGAAGCAGAUAGGAGAGCUGAAUGCAUGAAAGAACGACUGAGCAACCUAGUAGAAGAGUCAAUCAAGGUUGGUCCAGCCACUGCAGCGGGUAGUGCUAAAGCUAAAAGUGAUGCAACACCUGAAUUCAGUGGAGCGUCCCACUCGCCUCCAGAAGCACCUGUGAACAUUCCUGAAUCAUUUGUAACUGCUGAUGCUCUUCUGGACGUCAAGAGUCAAUUGAAACCUACACAGACUAUUGAGCACCAGUUGCCUGUGGUCGGUGUACCACAUUGCAACCAUAACUCAGGAUCACAACCUGCACCCACUGGUGCCAGCACAGCAAUAAAAGAGGAGGAAGACAAAAGAGAGUUCUUUGAGAACCCAGAAGAUUUAGAAAAAAAGCUUGAGUUACUUGCUAAGUGGAUCCAAUGCAGUAAGCAUGUGAUUUUCUUCACAGGAGCUGGGAUCAGCACAAGCACAGGAAUUCCUGACUUUCGAAGUGGCAUGAACACUGUCUUGGAAACCGGACCUGGAGUCUGGGAGUUACGUGCGAAUCUAGCAGCACGACCUGCAACUGCAAAAACAGUUAACAUGUUGAAGGCUAUUCCAUCGGCAGCACACAUGGCAAUUGUUGAGAUGCAUAAGAAAGAGCUAGUAAAAGCAACGGUGUCUCAGAAUGUAGAUGGUCUGCAUCGUCGCAGCGGAAUUUCUGCAGAGGAAAUUGCCGAAUUGCACGGCAACAUGAAUUUAGAGACAUGUGAGAAGUGCAAUCGACAGUAUCUUAGAGACUUUGAAACAAGGACUGCAUUCGGAGUGUUUAAUCAUGUGACAGGUCGACAGUGUGACGAUCCGGAUUGUAAUGGCAGACUGAUGGAUUCAAUCAUCAACUUUAGAGAAAACGUUCCUGAGAACGAGCUGAGAAAGGCAUUCUCACAUGCAAUAAAGGCUGAUCUCUGCAUUGUCUUGGGUUCCAGUCUUCGAGUUACUCCUGCUGCUCUUGUUCCUAAAGAAGUGGCCAAACAGGGAAAGCUAGUUAUUUGCAAUUUGCAGCAAACACCUCUGGAUGAUUGUGCUUCGUUGGUAAUCCAUGCAAAGUGCGAUGAUGUUAUGGUCGGAAUAGCCAAGAAACUCCAGUUUGAAAUCCCACCAUUCAAAGUUCCAAGACGGCUGCAGUUUACAAGCAAGCCGUCUCAGGAACAUGGGAGGUAUGUUGUCAGCAUCAAUGGGCUGGACGAAUCAUCAGACAUUCCAUACUCAUUUAUUCAAGAAAUAGAAGUGGCUAUAUUUUCAAAGAAAAAUGCCGUUCUGAAAACACAUCUGAAAGUCAAAUCAGAACCAAUUGAGCUGGAAUUUAAAGCAGUACAAGGAGCAGCAUGCAAUGCAACAAUUCGUGUCCAUUUCCAUGGACACUACGGAGAGAUUCCACUGGAGCUAGACAAUAAUUUUGUAUGCGGUCAGUCACAGAAAACAGUGUGGAAAAUGGCGUACAAUCCUUUGACUGGAAUAUGGGAGACUGACGUACUCCACAAUACAGACUAGAAUCUAAAUACUAUGGAUGACUUUCUUGCAUGUCCAUACAUAUAGAAAUGUUAUCAUGGGAACUUGCAACUUUAUUGUCUGAGAUAAAACUAUGUGUUGGUAUUGUGUUGUCUGUAUUAGCUGGUAGACUGCUUGCAUUUGUAGUGCUUGACCAAUGUUUUGGACAACUGACAUUUGUUAUUUUCUAUCAUAAUGUCAUGCAACAUGAACCGUACACGACGAUGAUAGUGAUUAUGAAGGAA